Messenger RNA from Drosophila guanche, 1295 nucleotides. It is a transcript of the gene Pu, whose product is annotated as GTP cyclohydrolase 1. Gene Ontology annotation, biological process: tetrahydrofolate biosynthetic process; tetrahydrobiopterin biosynthetic process. Gene Ontology annotation, molecular function: zinc ion binding; GTP cyclohydrolase I activity; GTP binding. The transcript is spliced from 5 exons. Gene Ontology annotation, cellular component: cytoplasm. The record is from RefSeq and is a predicted model, not a curated record. The coding region runs from base 203 to 1177 and encodes 324 amino acids. NCBI's taxonomy places the organism in Eukaryota, Metazoa, Arthropoda, Insecta, Diptera, Drosophilidae.
CAGUCGAGCAAAGCAUUCAAACGCGCCAGCACAAAACGGAGACUAAAAGCAAAGUUCAACGAAUAAUAGAAAGAAUCGAGUGAAAAAAGUUCAAAAAGUUAAAAAUUUUGUGUAUUUACUAUCGAGACGCAUCUUUUUUUGUUCAAAGUAACAAAUAUUUGAGCUCCAUUCCGCUUUAGCUCCGCCGUCGCCGCGUUUCGCAAUGAGCUUCACACGCCAACUGUCCGAGAUGAGUGCCAGCGAACUGAACGACGCCAUCGACGACACCAACUUCCCGCAGGCCCACAUCCUGUCGCGCGGCCGCAACAACAGCGUCUGCUCAACAAGUAGCACCUCGGGCACCUCCUCCCUGGCGGACCGGGCGCUGUCGCAGCCUGAGGAGCCCGUUGUGCCGCAGCCAGGAUCCGCUGUGGGCACGCCCACGGAUGAGCUGGUGCCGAGCAUUGGAGCCACAAAUCGUCCCCGCCUGAUUCUGAAGACGAACGGCAGCAUUCCGGAAAACGACGGUACACAACCGACAACACCAAUGACACCGCGUACAUCGACAACGCCAGGCCACGAGAAGUGUACUUUCCACCACGACUUGGAGCUGGACCACAAGCCACCGACGCGAGAGGCUCUGCUGCCGGACAUGGCACGCUCGUACCGCCUUCUGCUGGGCGGCCUCGGCGAGAAUCCCGAUCGCCAGGGCCUAAUCAAGACCCCCGAGCGGGCAGCCAAGGCCAUGCUGUACUUCACCAAGGGCUACGACCAAUGUCUAGAGGAUGUACUGAACGGCGCCGUUUUCGAUGAGGAUCAUGAUGAGAUGGUGGUUGUCAAGGACAUUGAAAUGUUUUCCAUGUGCGAGCACCACUUGGUGCCAUUCUACGGCAAAGUUUCCAUCGGCUAUUUGCCUUGCAACAAGAUUCUGGGACUGAGCAAGCUGGCACGUAUUGUGGAGAUAUUUUCGCGUCGAUUGCAAGUGCAGGAACGCCUGACAAAGCAAAUUGCAGUGGCUGUCACUCAGGCCGUUCAGCCUGCAGGCGUGGCCGUUGUUGUUGAAGGAGUACACAUGUGCAUGGUAAUGCGUGGAGUGCAGAAAAUCAAUAGCAAAACUGUUACCUCGACCAUGCUGGGAGUGUUCCGUGACGAUCACAAGACCCGCGAGGAAUUCCUGAACUUAGUCAAUAGCAAAUAAAGUGUGGUAGUGGGACUUGAACAGGCGAGACCAAGAAAUCAACUAAAUCCUACAAUAUUUUUGGAGGCGCAUACAUACUUACAAUAUACAUACAUACCUACAAUAUACACGAAAAGAG